Pestalotiopsis fici W106-1 is the source of this 1539-nucleotide messenger RNA. RefSeq lists its product as uncharacterized. The record is from RefSeq and is a predicted model, not a curated record. Bases 1 to 1539 code for a protein of 512 amino acids. NCBI's taxonomy places the organism in Eukaryota, Fungi, Ascomycota, Sordariomycetes, Amphisphaeriales, Sporocadaceae. The transcript has a single exon.
AUGGCAGCACGGUCUCUUCCAAAUGCUGAUAAGCAGCACAUGCUUCUCCAAGCUGCUGGAAUUGCGUCGAAUGCAGCUGCCAUUGCACUCAUCGUGGGCCAGAGCCCGGCAAAAGUAGUCGGCUGGCUAGAGAUGGGACGCGGCAUCCUAGCUGGUAACGUACAAGACCUGCGUACCGACUUGGCUAUGUUACAAGAAAGGCAUUCUGACUUGGCGGCUUCUUUCGAUAACUCACGAGGGAUUCUAGACGGCACAAUCAAGAACGAGAGUAUUCUACCUCGAAUGUCUCAUGGGUCAAGCAUACGACUUGAAACAGAGAAGCGGCGGCAGGCUCAUCAUCAGCUGGAGACGACCGUCCAAGCAAUUCGAAAACAGCCUGAAUUCGAACGUUUUCUGCUUCCUCCGGCUGAGGACGAGAUUUUGGCAGCCGCAAACAGUCCAAUUGUGAUUAUAAACGUCAGUUGCCAUCGAUGCGAUGCCUUGAUAGUCUUGCCGUCGGGGUUUGAAUGCAUCAAGCUGUCAAGUAACUUAUAUCAUGACAUCCAGGAGCAUCGCAUGAACUUGACGUCACCAUCAAAAGCCAUGCUUGAAUGGCUUUGGGACUACAUAGUCAGUCCAGUCCUGACCAGGUUAGAAAUACUAGCUCCCACACCUUCAGGGCAACAAUGGCCACGAAUUUGGUGGAUCCCGACUGGACCUCUUGUCGGUUUCCCUUUACAUGCCGCUGGGUACCACCAAGAGGAACAGGGACGAACUACCCUUGAUCGGGUGGUAUCGUCAUACGCAAUAUCAAUCCGUUCCAUUAGGGGUGCCAUGCACACCCGUGAGCAGCCACAUCAAGAAACUCCAGCUGGUUCAAGAAUAGCUCUCGUCACCAUGACUGAUACGCCAGAACUCAGCCCGCUCCACUUUGCCAGCCUUGAGACUCGCUCGGUCCAAGCCGUGUGCCAGUCGAUGGGAUUGAAGCUUAUGGUUCCGGUCCCCUGCAAAAGAGAGGUUCUGUCUGUCCUGCAAUCCUCUCAGAUCUUUCACUUUGCUGGCCACGGUGGGACACAUGAUGAUCCACUAAAAAGCCUACUACUUCUAAAAGACUGGAAGACAGAUCCUCUGACAAGUGAUAGUAUCCUUCAGACCAAUCUUAGUUUCAAAGCACCAUUCCUAGCCUAUUUAUCGGCUUGCAGAACUGGCCAGGUUCGAAAUAAAGACUCUGUUGAUGAGAGCAUCCAUCUGACUGCGGCUUAUCAGCUUGCGGGCUUCCGACAUGUGAUUGGCACUCUUUGGAGCGUGGACGACAGCAUAUGUGUAGAAAUGGCCAGGAUGAUAUAUGAAGUCCUACGGGAUGACGGGAUCAACGACAAGGCGGUAAGAGAGGGCCUGCAUCGCGCGUCUCGAAGACUUCGAGACGUGUGGGUCCAGAACGACAAGGUCAAGAUCGAGGCUUUCACAGGCAGGAGGUCAGAAAGAGACGGCAAGUUGGAUGACGAUACUGCAAGAGAAAGGCCGGCCCUUUGGGUUCCCUAUGUUCACUACGGGGCUUGA